GGAGGAGGAGGCGUCUCCAUGGCGCAGCUGUAUAAAAACACCCCCGGCGGUAAUCUCCCUGCUCCGUCCGUCUCCCUUCGCCUCCUCCUCGCCUGUAGUAGCUUAGCUAUCGCCCUGCCGUGAAGCCGCGAUGGACCGCUGGAAGGGCAGAGUGGCUCUGGUGACCGGAGCUUCGGUCGGGAUCGGAGCGACUAUCGCCAAAGAGCUGGUUCGGUCCGGCAUGAAGGUGGUGGGCUGCGCAAGAAACGUGGACAAAAUAAAGGCGUUGGCUGCAGAGUGUAAGAGCGCGGGCUUCAGUGGCGUCUUGAUCCCAUUCAAGUGCGACCUGACCAAUGUGGAGGAAAUCCAGUCCAUGUUUGCAGCCAUCAAAGCGGAGCACAAAGGCGUGGACGUGUGCAUCAACAACGCUGGGCUGGCUAAUCCCGAGCCUCUGCUGAGCGGCAAAACCAGCGGCUGGAAAACCAUGCUUGACGUGAACGUAAUGGCUCUGAGCAUCUGCACUCGUGAAGCGUACCAGUCGAUGAAGGAAAGAAACAUUGAUGAUGGACACAUCAUCAAUUUAAACAGCAUCUGUGGGCACAUUGUAAUUAACAUGGCCGAUGCUCAUUUCUACACGGCCACCAAAUAUGCCGUAUCGGCCCUGACUGAAGGCCUGAGGCAGGAGCUCAGGGAGGCCAAGACUCACAUCAGAGCUACAUGCAUUUCUCCUGGUAUAGUUGAGACUGAAUUUGCUUAUCGGUUCUACAGCGAUAGCCCUGACAAAGCUAAGGAAACAUACUCUCACAUCAAGGCCUUGGAAGCAAUAGAUGUUGCUAAUGCUGUUGUAUAUGUCCUAAGUGCCCCUCCUCAUGUUCAGGUUGGAGAUAUUGUGUUGCGACCUGUGGAGCAACAGGCAUGAUGUGACAACAUGUGAUGGCUACAUUUAUAUUCAGACUCAUUUUUCUUAUGAUUUCUUCACUGCAUCUAUGAACUUAAUGACUGCAAUCUCUAAUCAAAAGAAUAAAAGUCUGAUUUUAAGGUGA
Molecule: messenger RNA, 1022 nt
Organism: Fundulus heteroclitus (mummichog)
Lineage: Eukaryota; Metazoa; Chordata; Actinopteri; Cyprinodontiformes; Fundulidae
Product: dehydrogenase/reductase SDR family member 11
Exons: 7
Coding region: 131-898 (255 amino acids)
Source: RefSeq, a predicted model, not a curated record